Triticum dicoccoides is the source of this 4236-nucleotide messenger RNA. RefSeq lists its product as uncharacterized. The record is from RefSeq and is a predicted model, not a curated record. The transcript is spliced from 8 exons. The coding region runs from base 3589 to 4221 and encodes 210 amino acids. NCBI's taxonomy places the organism in Eukaryota, Viridiplantae, Streptophyta, Magnoliopsida, Poales, Poaceae. Gene Ontology annotation, biological process: shoot system development; root development.
AAGAACGGUCUAUGAGAAUUGGUAGCUGCAUAUGGCGCGAAAAAGUUUUCACUCUGCGUGGUAAUCUGGUAAAUUAUGUUUCUUUGCUCUUUGCCUAACUGGAUAUCUGUUGAUUCCUUAAGCCCCACGAGUUGAUGCCAUUUGAUAGAGAAGAAAGCAUUGCCUGCAAUCUCUCAAGAUAAGAAGUCCAGGAAUUAUUUAUGGUUCCCUCUUCUGUUUCAGAUGACGGAAAUGGAUGUCUGGGUGGAACCAAUUUUCUGUUGAAACCAGGACUCUGAAAACCAGAAAGCAAAAGAACUAUCCUGCAUUGUUGUGAUAUGCUUUCACGCCGAAUUUUGUCUAGCAUGUUACUUUUUCAGUUCAUCGUCUUUUUUCCCAAAAUUGUUCAGUGUAUAAUAUUUAGAUUAUGCUUCUAGAAGAUAUAUUUCUACCGGGUCUAUGUUUAUUGCCUGCCUUCUGAUUUCUUUCCUUGUAUUCUUCAAAUUCCUAAAUCCUGUACUUGACCAUACUUUUGCUGGGAAUGUUUAAAUAUUGAACAACUAACCUAUUUGGCUCUAAAGUAUGAUUAACAACUGAUUUUUUUAUAAUUUAUAUCUGCCCUUAAUCUUCAGAAUUAAAUCAGUGGAGAUGGCAUUAAUUACUCUUAUAAUAUCUAUCUACUAGUCUUGAAUUAGUCUUAUCAUAUCUACUGCAAAACUGUCAGUUCACAAAAUGAAUUUCAUCAAGUUACGGAUUUCAGACCAAAUUGUUGCUUUCAGCUAAGGUGUAAGUUGUUGUACAAACUAUCACCUUAGGCUUGUUGUCCAUCCUAGCAUAGGUGGCAAAUUGAUGUGUCUACUGAUGGAAUUCUUUGUUUUGAUUGUGUUUAAUGAUGCAAGAUGGGUAUCUGGUCUACUGUUAAAAAUCAUGAGAUGUCAUUCUUUUGAAAUCAAUGAGUCAAAGUUCUCCCCUGUUAAAACGCAUGAAAGAUGUAUUGGAGCUAAGACAGUACGAGAUCAGGCCAUUCAGCAAGUGAAUUGAGAGUAUCAGUGAGCUAUUCUCUGUACUUUUCAAUGUAGGUUUGUCAAGCAUCAGCCGCCAACGAAAGCCACUCUGAUUUUGAAGUAACAUAAUCUGCUUCAGGUUUAUUUGUCAUCGGCGAAGUGCUUUUGUGCCUCUUGCUGCAGAAGGAACCUGUAAAACUUCCUAGCUGUAUAUUUGUUUGCAGUUGACACAACUGACAACAGAAAUAUAGAAGCAAUAAAUGGAUCUGCCCCAGUGAGCUAUGCUGCUUUUUGAACAAGUAUAGCAAGUGGCGAAUCGGAGCUCUAUGGAAUUCUUACAUAUAUCAAGUAUGAAAUGAUCUGGAUUUUGCAACCCUAAGCUCAGCAAGAGGUGCCGAAAGGAUAAUGUCUUUGAUUGGCUUAAGACUGCUCAUAUCUGUAACAUAGAUAUUUGGUGAGGUAUGAAGCGUAGGAUGAAAUAUAUGAACUGCCAAAAUCUAAACCCUGGACAAUAUAUCUUGGCUUCCAUUGGGUUUGAUGUACAUCGGUAAAUGGCUAUGUGUCUGCGUCAACUCUCCAAAGAAUGCAUCACUUGAUUUCUCCUCCAUUGUCAUGAUGAUCUAGCAGCAUGUUUGGAGAGAAAGAAUUGACAGGAUCUUCGAUCUGAAGGCAGUGAACUUAAUGGCAAUCUGUGAUCGCAUCUUAGAGGAGAUAUACACAUAAACCUGCAUUUGGCUAAGUUUGAAAGAUGGAAACCAGGGUGCAAGUCUGUGGGCUGUGGGCCGGGCACACGACCACCAGCUGCUAUUUCUUGUGGACUGCUUUAGUAGCCGCAUGUUCCCGAUAUGAACUUUAUGUAAUAUCAGUCACAGGGUGAAACUUCAGGUGACAAGGCUGGCGAAUCAUCAAGGUGCGAGAUACAUCAUGCGCUCAAGUUUUGUGUGCCAAGUGGUUCCCAGGACCAAAUCCUCACUCUGUUCAAAUAUCGGCAUGACGAGGACCACGGGAACAUCCUCUGCUGCAAAAGUUUGACGAAUCGAUCUUGUGCCCCACGUUUCAGUCACUGCCUCCAUGAGCACGGCAACUCGCCAACUUCAGUAGGGAGAUUGGCACUGGCAUGACUACUUGACUGUCGGGUAACACCCUCCAGGCAACCAUGGACCAGACCAGGCUGCAGUUAAUAUGCAAUUGCAAAUGCCCUGAUUUCUUGCUGGGAGUAUUUGCCAGAUACAUAAUGUAACAAAUACUCCAAUCUUCUAAUUGCCGCCAUUUCAGCCAAGGAAUGACCAUCCUUUAAACAGAAGAGAAGAGAAGAAAGGAAUGACCAUCCUUUAAACAGACUGUAAAACAAUGUAAUCUUGUAGAAAUUCGACCCCCCAAACUAACCCAUUGGAGAUUACUCCAUUUCUUUACGUGGUGCAGAAUUUUAAAGUGUGCUCUAAAUUGUACUACAUCAUACCAAUGACCCGACCUGGGUAAAACACUAACUAAAAAAUAAGCAGCAUAUUCUACCUUCUUUUGUUGUUGAGAAAACGCAAAAGCUUUAUUUUUCAUUCCAUUGAGAAGGUAGAAGAGACACAGUACACACACCCAAACGGGCAGGGAAGAACGUUACACAGCGCAACAAAUUAUUAUGUAACUACAUUUGUGCCAACAUUACAAACUACUACGAGACAUGGUAUACCGGCAGAAAGCUUCAAAAUUACUAGCAAACAGGAUUCUUUUAGCAUCUAUGCCAUUUGGCUAGUGACCUCAGUCGUAGAACUGAACAAUUUGGCUAGCAACAGAAAUAACCUCAAAAAGAAAAAAAAAUCUAUUAGGAUGGCAAACUUCACCCACAAUGAUGUUUGAGAAUCAAUUAGUAUAACCAAAAAGAAAUAGCAUUGCAUAACAUUGAAAAGAGAUUGAUGAGCAAGGGCACAAUUCAAAACCUCGUUUAUGUCAUGGUUUGAUAUGAUAUAACUGAAAAGAUGGGCACAAAAUGUUGAACAAAAUAAAAGGCGCAUUGGAUCUUGUUUUCCGAUACAUAAAAAUGCCAGCUCCAAAUUAUGAGGCACCCGUCGUGGUUAUCACAAGUAUCCAUCAAAAGAAAAAAUAGCUGAUUAAAUGAAGAACAUGCCGGUAGCCAACAGCAUUCCACUAGAUAAUAGCUUCAGCGUGCAAUUAUGUCAAGAUCCACCACCAAACUAUGCCCCUCUUAAUUUGUCAUUGCUGCCAAUAAGUGGAACAUGACAAUGUGAUGGUUCUUCUCGAGGACACCAGGCACAAUAAAAAAAUGUAGCAGACAUGAGACGACUUUAGUGUUUUGAUCUCUAUGCUUCUGGCAGAUCUCAAGGCACAGCAGACAGCAUCUGGGAGAUCUAAUGGCAUGAUUCUUCAUGUCUACCACUCAGAUGCUACAAUACAGCUGUAAACAUACCUUCUGUAUAAAUAGGCGUCACCAGAAUGGUAGAAACAUAAGCUAUAAGCUCUUCUUUUCUGCUCCUCUCCUCGACCACAAAAUAGAGAAAAGCUUCAAGAUCAGACAUGGCUUUCCACGUUCCACCUAAGAUCGAUAAGUUUGCCUUCUAGGCCUCACCCCACCGAGACCGAGAUUGAAGAACAGAUGUUGAGCCUAGAGGCAAGCAUCUGUUCCUCCACGACCAUCGGCAUGAUGUGCGAGGGUCUGAGGAGGCUUGGAAACAUCUAUAAUGGCGUCGAAGAGAUCAUCUGCCUUCCAAGCAGCCAAGUCUGUGCCUACCAGCAGAGGACGGUGUUGGAUGGAGAAAUGGACGGUUCUCUUGAGCUGCUAGAUCUAUGUGGCACCAUGCAAGAGAUCUUCGCCGAGAUGAAGGCCAUCAUCCAAGAGCUGCAACUGUCUCUAAGGAAAGGGGAUGAUGCGACUGCUCAAGCCAGUAUCCAAUCUUACACCCGCUUGGCGAAGAAGGCCAAGAAUCAUUUCAAGAAGACCACGAAGAAGAUUUCGGCAGAUUGCGGGAUGGUCAUGCUCUUGGCCAAGGCCAGAGAGAUCUCUGUCUCUCUGCUGGAGUCCACACUCCAUCUCUUGUCGAAGCAAAUUGAAAUGCCUAAACAGUCUCUUGUUUCCAAGGCAUUUCACAAAAAGAAGUCAGUUGUUUGCAAGGAGGAGCAAUUGUUGGGGUUAGAGUGCAGUAUCGGAGAUCUUGAGAGCGGAGCAGGACAUCUGUUCAGGAAAUUAGUCCAGAGCAGAGUUUCUCUACUCAACAUCCUUAGCUCAUAGAUACUUCCAGGACAC